Camelina sativa (false flax) is the source of this 579-nucleotide messenger RNA. NCBI's taxonomy places the organism in Eukaryota, Viridiplantae, Streptophyta, Magnoliopsida, Brassicales, Brassicaceae. The record is from RefSeq and is a predicted model, not a curated record.
AUGGCGCAUCUACUUUCAGCUUCAUGCCCUUCAGUUAUCUCACUUAACAGCAACACCAGUAGCAAGAGUUUCAUUAAGCCGUUUGGUUUAGGGCAAACCUCCUUCAAUCCUCAAUGUCUUUCAAGAUCUUCUCUCAAAGGACUCCUCUUCCAAGAGAAGAAACCGAGAAGAACAAGUUCCGUUUUCAGAGCUACUGCUGUGCCCCUAAGCCAACAAGCACCACCUGAAACAUCAGCCAAUGAUUCAUCGUCUAAACCAAAACGUGUUAUGGUCAUUGGUGGAGAUGGUUACUGCGGUUGGGCUACUGCCCUUCACUUGUCCAAGAAGAAUUACGAAGUUUGCAUCGUUGACAACCUUGUAAGGCGGCUUUUCGACCACCAGCUUGGACUUGAGUCACUGACUCCUAUAGCUGACCGUAUCAGUAGAUGGAAGGCUUUGACAGGGAAAUCAAUUGAGCUAUACGUUGGGGAUAUCUGUGAUUUCGAAUUCUUGGCUGAGUCUUUCAAGUCUUUUGAGCCUGAUUCAGUUGUCCAUUUCGGGAACAGAGAUCUGCGCCUUUUGAGCCUGAUUCAGUUGUGA